Messenger RNA from Schistosoma margrebowiei, 1653 nucleotides. Lineage: Eukaryota; Metazoa; Platyhelminthes; Trematoda; Strigeidida; Schistosomatidae. The record is from the annotation of a GenBank genome assembly.
AUGCUUGACAAUUUUAUAAAAAUUCUAAUCAUCUUACUAAGUUUAUUUACUAAUUUGAUAUCUGUCAAUGGAUUUUCAAUGAAAUUACGAAGUUGGGAUGAUGUUUAUGGUUAUGAUGCUAUAUGGAAUUCACCUAGGGAAAAGGAAUAUACAUUAAAUGAAAGAACUGUAAAUAAUAAUACAUCUAAAUACAUUCAAAAUAAAAAUAAACAAAUGAAGCUGAAAAAUCAAGGUUUUGCUGAUAAUCUAAUGCUAAUCGACGGUGCAUCAAAAAAUGAAGGUACUGUAUUAGUUAAUCGACAUGGUAAAUGGGGUACAAUAUGCGACGAUAACUGGACAUUGAAAGAGGCAAAUGUAAUAUGUCGUAUUCUAGGCUUUCCAUAUGCCUUACAAGCUACAACAAGAGAUUAUUUCUUUUCUAAUGGCGAAUAUGACUACUUACUAGAUGAUGUCUAUUGUAAAGGAACUGAAUCCUAUUUAAAUGAAUGUGUUUAUUGGACAGAACAUGAUUGUUUAAAACGCGAAGAAGCUGGUGUUAUUUGUCUUAAUCCUGAACCAAUUAAAUGGCAAUAUAAUGUUAGGAAUCCUCAAAUUGAAAAAUUGUCUAUUACUGAUAUUAAAAGGAUGAAAAAGCAAAUAUUUUGGUCUGAGCUGGAAACAUAUGAAAGCAGUAAUCUUUUUGUUGUCAAGGCUAGAGUUCCACAAGGUAGGAAUCGACGGAUGGUUAUUGGAGCUAUUUGUGUUGACCAGUUUCGUGGAGCUGAAGCGAAUGUAGCAUGUCGAAGCAUAGAUUAUUCAUUUGCUUCAUCAUAUUCUUCAAUUCCACUGAAAAGCGUGAAGACUUUUACCAAACCUUAUCCGGUUGUAAGAAUCGGGCAUUGUUUUGGAAAUGAAUCAAAAUUAGAAGAUUGUGUUGCAUUCACUGAUCCAAACGGAGUACCAUGUUCAAAUAAUAGUUUAGGAAUAGCAGUAAACUGUUCAACAGUUUUAGCUGAUUUGGAACCAGAUGUUAAAGCAUUGGAAUCUUCAGCUUACAGUAGUAUGAUUCCUUUAUUUCAAGCACAAUGUGCUUUAGAAGAAAACUGCUUUCCUCCGAGUGUUUAUAAUUUGAUUAACAGAAAUCGACAUUUAGCGUUGAUGCAUAUGCGUCGUUUAUUGCGUUUUUCUUCAAUUAUACACAAUGUUGGAACUGAUGUCUUUCGUCCACAUGAACCGCCUGAACGAUGGGUAUGGCAUGCAUGCCAUAUGCAUUAUCAUAGUAUGAAAGUAUUCUCUUAUUAUAAAGUUAUCAAUGCAAAGCAACAAAUUAUGGCUGUUGGUCAUAAAGCUAGUUUUUGUUUAGAAGAUAAUGCUUGUAAAAAUGGAUAUAAAAAACAUUUUGUUUGUUCAACCACACUAGUAACACGUGGGGAUCAAGGUAUUAGUCCUGGAUGCCAAGAUAAUUAUUUCCACGAUUAUGAUUGUCAAUGGUUGGAUAUUACCGAUCUAAUUCCAGGUGAAUAUUCAUUUCAAUUGAUUUUAAAUCCAGACUUCUUAGUACCCGAAAUUACUUACAAGAACAAUGCUAUAGAAUGUCGUCUAUCUAUAGGGCAUACAAAUCAUCAUUAUGCCGCAUUAUCAAAGUGCCAUUUGGUACAUCCGUAUGAUUUGUGA